Molecule: messenger RNA, 148 nt
Organism: Racocetra persica
Lineage: Eukaryota; Fungi; Glomeromycota; Glomeromycetes; Diversisporales; Gigasporaceae
Source: the annotation of a GenBank genome assembly
GGUGAGAGGAAAAAUCCUAUAAAAAAUAUGUCAUUAGAAUAUAUAGAACUUUAUAAGUGUUGUUGGAAUGAAAUCCCAAAAAAUCAACCAGAAGCAAAUACUAUUCUUGAUGUUUUAGAACAAUAUAUUUCUAAAGAACUAUGUAUAU